UCCUUGCAUUUCCCUAGACCGAUUGGCCCUUUUCUUACCAACGAUGAACUCUAGGCCGCGAGUGUCCUGACGGCCCCAAGGAUGCCAAGACCUGCUAUCGUUGCGGCCAACCAGGCCACAUCAGCCGUGAUUGCCCUCAGGGCAGCAUGCCCAUGGGCGGGGGCGGCGGCCAGUCAAGCGCCCAAGAGUGCUACCGGUGUGGCAAGAUCGGUCACAUCGCCCGUAGCUGCCCCGACGGAUAUGGUGCCCACGGCGGUUACGGUGCCGGAGGCUUCAGCAGCUAUGGCGGCGGCGGCGGCGGCGGUGGUGCGCAAAAUAGCAAAACUUGCUACUCUUGCGGUGGUUACGGUCACAUGUCUCGCGAGUGUGUCAAUGGUAGCAAAUGCUACAACUGCGGCGAGAAUGGCCACUUCUCCCGCGAUUGCCCCAAAGAGUCGUCGGGAGGAGAGAAGAUCUGUUACAAGUGCCAGCAGCCUGGACACGUUCAGGCUCAGUGUCCUAACUAAGCAGCUCUAUGCCGGAGAACUCGACCUGCACCCGAUGCAGCCCAUUCUCAAACACGAUAUGGGUAUUCCAACAUCUGAUAGUUAUGAAGGAGGAUGGUAACCUUGACCUUCGAAAAGGUUACCGGAGCGGUGGAUGAGUGGAGUGGCCGAUCUCCUCGAAAUCUUCAAGCACCCUUUGUAUAGUCUCUUCUUGUGGUUGACCUUCCGCGCAAACGGUGGGUCGCUACGGCGGGGCGCCACCGGUAAAGUCGAGAUAUCUCUUGCACAUUGCAUUGCGGCA
This is a messenger RNA of Durotheca rogersii, 786 nucleotides long. RefSeq lists its product as uncharacterized. The transcript is spliced from 3 exons. Bases 82 to 606 code for a protein of 174 amino acids. The record is from RefSeq and is a predicted model, not a curated record. NCBI's taxonomy places the organism in Eukaryota, Fungi, Ascomycota, Sordariomycetes, Xylariales, Xylariaceae.